Molecule: messenger RNA, 3016 nt
Organism: Nomia melanderi (Alkali bee)
Lineage: Eukaryota; Metazoa; Arthropoda; Insecta; Hymenoptera; Halictidae
Product: glutamate receptor ionotropic, kainate 2
Biological process (GO): monoatomic ion transport
Cellular component (GO): membrane
Molecular function (GO): ligand-gated monoatomic ion channel activity; signaling receptor activity
Source: RefSeq, a predicted model, not a curated record
UACAAAUGAGUCCGAGAUGCUCGGGAAGGGAGGACCGCGUGUGCGCAGUGAAAAUCCACUCGAGAAGUGGCGUUCGGAAUUAGAGUGCAUGCCGCGACGUUCGUUCAGAAAAGCACGUUUAUCAAACUUCUGUUCCAGGUAACGAGCCGUGUGUAAUUGCAAUUUUAGAAUGUCUACAAGAUGCUGUUCAAAUUUCUCCCAUUGAUCUUCAUAUCCUGUGCCCUAGCGUUCCCGAAGAAGGUUCACAUCGGAGGGCUGUUCGACAAUGGCGACGAGAUGCAGCGAACCUUCGAAACGUCCGUGAAAACGGUGAACAGGGAACGGCACGAGAAUCCAGAAAUCAUGAAUGUGUUUCUCGUCACGGAAUCCAAUCAGGUCGGAACGGACCCGUACGAAGUGUCACAAAAAGUAUGCGAAUUGAUGGGCACUGGAGUGGCCGGGAUUUUCGGGCCCCAGAAUAAAGUCUGCUCGGAACACGUGCAGAGUAUGUGCGACACCAUGGAAAUGCCUCAUAUUUAUGCGAGAUGGGAGCCAUCGCAAUCUCGCGGCAAAGGAAUAAACUUGUACCCCCACGCGGAGACGCUUUCAAAGGUUUUCGAUCUGUUCAUCACCGAGUUCGAAUGGAAGUCGUUUGGGAUUUUAUACGAAAACACGGACAGUUUAAUACGCAUUCAUCCUAUGUUGGAACGUUUGGAUGCUCGCAAGCACGCGAUCUUCCUGUAUCAUUUGGGACCUGGUCCCAAUUACAGGAAAGCGAUGCGAGAGAUAAAAGGUGCAGAAGUCGAGAACUAUGUGAUUGAUUGUUCAAUCGAUAUUCUCGCCGAGGUGCUGAAGCAAGCGCAGCAAGUUGGCAUUAUGUCCGAGAAGAACAGGGUCAUAGUCACUUCUCUGGACGUCCAAACGUUAGAUCUGGAGCCGUACCAAUUUUCUGGGGUUAAUUUCACCGGGGUCAGGCUAAUAGACCCACAGAACCCUAUCGUGCAAAAUAUCACAGAAAUGUACAAAAACGAAUGGGGUUUGGACGAUCCGUCACAGCUACGCGUUGAGCCUGCACUCAUGUACGAUGCGGUGCAACUUUUCGCGAGGGCCUUCAAGCGUUUAAAGGACGCCAUUAAGGGCGACGUGAAACAAUUGUCCUGCAACGACACUUCAAGUUGGGAGCACGGCUACAGUCUGAGCAACUUCAUGCGUCUUAGUGAAAUGGAGGGUUUGACCGGUUUGAUUAAGUUCGACACGGCCGGGUUCCGCAGCGAUUUCCAGUUGGAUGUGGUGCGCGUGACGGAAAAAGGCUUGAAGAAGAUCGGAAUGUGGAACAGCACAAACGCCAUCGAAUGGCUGCCGGAAACUCAUCCUCCGAAGUCAGACAUCGAGCUCAGUCUACAGAAUAGAACGUUCAUCGUGCUGAUAGCCAUCAGCCAUCCUUACGGUAUGCUGAAGAAAUCCGCGGAAAUGAUGACCGGAAAUGACCGUUACGAGGGAUUCGGGAUCGAUAUCAUCCAGGAGCUUAGCAAGAUGCUCGGUUUUAAUUACACGUUCGAAGUGCAAAGCGAUAAUGUGUACGGAUCCCUCAAUAAGGUUACGAAGAAAUGGUCAGGGAUGCUCGGCAGGAUCAUUGCUGGUGAGGCCGAUCUGGCUAUUACCGAUCUGACAAUUACGUCCGAACGAGAGGCAGCAGUCGAUUUUACGAUGCCUUUUAUGAAUUUAGGGAUAAGUAUCCUGUAUCGAAAACCAACGAAAACACCACCCAGUCUCUUUUCUUUCUUGUCGCCAUUUUCGGCCGGAGUCUGGUGGUAUUUGAUCGGAUCUUAUAUAUCGGUCUCACUGGUACUGUUCGUGAUCGGAAGACUAUGCCCGGCUGAAUGGAACAACCCCUAUCCGUGUAUAGAGGAACCGGAAGAGCUGGAGAACCAAUUCACCUUCAAAAAUUCCCUAUGGUUCACCAUCGGUAGUAUUAUGCAGCAAGGUUCCGAGAUCGCGCCUAUUGGACUUUCAACUCGAAUGAUUGCAACUUCCUGGUGGUUCUUCUGUCUGAUCAUGGUGUCAUCUUAUACUGCCAAUUUAGCUGCCUUCCUGACGGUCGAGACGUUGGUGUCGCCAUUCUCAAACGUUGAGGAGCUCGCGAAGAAGAAGACGAUUAAAUACGGCGCGAAAGUGGGAGGAUCUACCAUUAUGUUUUUCCAAAGUUAUGCCCAUUCCAAGGAUUCCACUUACCCGACGUACAAGGAGAUGUACGAGACAAUGACGGCAAAUGCGAAAGACGUUAUGACGCCGGACAACGACACUGGCUUAAAAAAGGUGCUUGGGGAGGACUAUGCUUUCUUAAUGGAAUCCAGUUCGAUUGAGUACAUCACCGAGAGAUAUUGCAACGUGACGCAGAUCGGCGGGCUGCUCGACGCGAAGAGCUACGGAAUAGCAAUGAGAAAACAUUCUCAGUACCGUCACGCACUAAACACUGCCGUACUGAAGCUACAGCAGAGUGGUUUAAUAACUGAGCUGAAGAAAAAAUGGUGGACGCAAAAACGAGGAGGAGGAAAGUGUCGGGAGGACGGGGGCGGUAGCCAAGCUGAAGAACUGGAUCUCGAUAACGUGGGUGGCGUCUUCUUAGUAUUGACUGUAGGUGUUGCGUUGUCCACCAUUUACACCCUGCUGGAACUUAUCAUCGAAGUCUUCCUUGUAUCUAGACGUGAAAAUGUUUCAUUUAAAGAGGAACUACUGGCCGAGUUUAAGUUCAUCAUUAAGUGUAGCAGCGCACCUAAACCGGUGAGAAGAAGAAAAGGAUCUUCGAACAGAAGUAGAGAGGACAGCACAAGAGGCUGCACACCACCGUACGGUUUUAUACCAGUGAUUAGAACGUCGAGCUCCGACGACAAGUGAAACCGAUAGGCCAAUGAAAUACAAUGAACAAUACACCCAUUAAACAAUUUCCGUUAACAUCGACCGAGUAUAAUGCAAAUUUUUCGGAGAACUGCUGAUACACGUGUAAAUAAAAUUCAUCCAUCUCGAAUCUAAACAAUGA